Penicillium daleae is the source of this 966-nucleotide messenger RNA. RefSeq lists its product as uncharacterized. The transcript has a single exon. Lineage: Eukaryota; Fungi; Ascomycota; Eurotiomycetes; Eurotiales; Aspergillaceae. The coding region runs from base 1 to 966 and encodes 321 amino acids. The record is from RefSeq and is a predicted model, not a curated record.
AUGUUAUGCACUAACAUCGCCACCACUCUAGGGCAUCUGGACGAACAUUCAAGGAACGUCAUUAUGGGCCAUGCACGGAGCGGUACAUUCGCUUACUAUGUCUCUGUGAGAGACGAUACUCAAUUUGCCUUCAUGGAGACACCUGCCCGAGAUGCUUUACUCAAGCUUGCUUGCAACUCAAGCCUCACACGGGAUGCAUCCGCACCUCAGGAUCUCACAGAGCCCCAAAAGAGGUCCCUUGAGUACGACCAGGAGCUCAAUCGAUUGAAGCGAGAAUGUCAAGGGAUUCGAAGCGACCUAAUUGCAGAAUUUCAUCAAUUGAAUAAAGCAAGAUGUGCUGACCCUGGGCGAUAUAACGCAAAUCGCAACCUUCAAAACAAAGUCAAGGCCCGACGAAAGAAAAUUCACGAUGAAGCAAAAGAAAAAGUCCGCGCAGAGUUUUUUGAGAACAUUGGGAACCAUAUCAUUGAUCAAAAUUAUCAAGGCAACCCUAUGAAAUUCGAACCGGACAUGUCGCAUAUACAGCCGGAAAGAAAGGAGCUCGCGGAUCUUGAAUUCAAGAACAGAGAUGUCGACACCGUUGAUGAUGCAGAGUUGAUUGAAGACCGGAUCCGGUCACUAGAGCUACGACUACGGCUUCAUGGACUCCAUGUACCGAAGGCCUUGCGAAAACGAGUAAGGUUUGAGUCUAUGCCCCUUAUCAAGUCUGAACCGCAAUCUUUCCCAUGGAAAAGCGCCACUGGCCUUGAAUGUCCGGCCUGCUUAGGGGUCCCACAUACCCACCCCGUAGCAAAGCAAUUUGAAUAUUCGCGGAAGGACGCGCUACAAAGGCAUUUCAGGACCCAUCGUCUUCCGAAAACUUUUCCGAAGGGUCGCCAGUGCGAUAUCCCUAGCUGUUCCGAAGUGCUGUUCACGCUUCCACAGUACAUGCUGCACCAAGCGGAGUGCCACAAUAUUCUCCUUUAG